Molecule: messenger RNA, 546 nt
Organism: Caenorhabditis remanei
Lineage: Eukaryota; Metazoa; Nematoda; Chromadorea; Rhabditida; Rhabditidae
Exons: 3
Coding region: 1-546 (181 amino acids)
Source: RefSeq, a predicted model, not a curated record
AUGAAUGAAACUACUUGUUCGACAAUUUAUCUCCAUGAUCGUCACAAUGAGAAUCGGACGGUCCUUUGUCCGCGGUAUCUGUCUCCAUGUCAUUCGAAUCUUCUUGUGAAGCCUCACGGCGACGAACGAUGGCACGACGACGUGCAAAGAUUCUUCCGGAGCUUAUCGAAUAUUCCUCCGGCGUCGCUCGGUCUUUUUCUAGUGACUGGAGGACGAGACGUCGACACAGUCAUCGACUCCAAAUUGUCAAUGUCCAUUUCGAGAUCAAGUGGGAGUGACGUUCUUGCCGAAAGCUUGCUUGAUUUCUCAUCACUUUUCGGCGACGACUCGACGUUUCCGGUUGAUGCAGAAUCAGAUGAAGAUGAUGGUAGCGCAAAUGCUCCAAGGUCGCUGGAUCGUAGGAUGAUUAUUGCUAGACGACGCCUGGCUCGAGAAGGACAAACGGAACAACCGAACGUUAUGGAUAGUUAUCUUUCUGGCGAAGAACUGUCCGUUUCCACUGCACCAUUUGAUCCAAAGCAACAUGAUUCUUCAGAUAAGAAGUAA